This is a messenger RNA of Caenorhabditis elegans, 2019 nucleotides long. It is a transcript of the gene seu-1, whose product is annotated as Protein seu-1. Bases 1 to 2019 code for a protein of 672 amino acids. The record is from RefSeq and is marked reviewed. NCBI's taxonomy places the organism in Eukaryota, Metazoa, Nematoda, Chromadorea, Rhabditida, Rhabditidae. The transcript is spliced from 7 exons. Gene Ontology annotation, cellular component: nucleus.
AUGAGCAGUAUCAGAAACCAGAACGACAAUCGUCGACCAACAUUCCGUGAUCAUCGUACACCACAAUUUAGCGGUCGUGGUGGUAGUGGUGGUGGCGGACGCCGUCUUCAAAAUCCAGCUCAUUAUCCACAACGCAGAGAUAUGUCGCCGAUUCGCAGAUCUUCAGCAAUUUCACCAGUCAGACGUUCACAGGAUCAUCGCCAACGUUCGCCUGAAGUUCGACGUCAUCGAUCACCGGAAAAGGAGUCAAAAGACGCAGUGGUCACAUCGACUGGAUCUUCACGUGGAGCCACGUCAGCAUCUGUCACGUCGUCAUCGAGAAGGCAUGAGAGUGGGGAGAGACAUAGAGAGACUCAUCGUAGAGAGGAUAAAGAGAAGAAGCCAGAAAAAUCUACGGAUCGUGAUGCUGAUCGUUCAAACAACAUUGCUGCCAGAAUCCAGGCUCCAGUCGUCUCAUCGUCGACCCACCACCAUCAUAGCAACAGGCAUGAAAAUCGAAAGAGCACAGCAGUGAAGCGACCUGCCGCCGACAAUCGUCCAAUGACAUACUCAACCGAUGUUUCUGUGUCUCGACACUCGGAAAAUCGCCGAAAAUCGUCUUCGGAUGUUUCACGUCGCCACGGGGAUAAGGAGAAAAGAGAUCGGAAACGUGAGGAUGUAAAGAAGAAAAGUAAUGGAGAACGAUCGUCGAGCAGUGGAAGAAGACGUGAAGAAGAUCACAAGAGAAAGAGUGAGAGCAGCAGAAAAGAGAAGAAAGAUGAAGAUGUUAAAGAAAAGGUUGUUGAUGAGAAUAAAGUAGAAGAUGAAGCUGUUGAAAUGCAAGGAUUAGUGGAAGUAGACUGUUGUGAAGAAGAGGAGACUAUUGAACAGGCAAAGGAACAUGGUUCAGAUGAGCCAGAACGUCCAGAAUCUCACCAAUCUGCUCACAGUGCAGCAGUCUCGAACGCCUCUCAUCAUUCUGACAGCGAAGAAGAGCUCGACUACGAAGAAGACGAUAUUGAUGUUGAUCUUGAUGGUGAUAUUGAUGUGGAGACAAUGAAGAUGGCUGCAAGAGGAGAUUUGAAGGUAGACGAUACUACUGAUGAGGAUGAAAUUAAUGAUGUGAAAGACGAAACUAUGGAGGAACAGAAAGAAGAUGGAGAGCCAGAAAAGAAGAAGCCAAGAACUUCAGAGAACGAUGACAAGGAUAAGAAGCAUCAUGGCUCAUCAUCAUCGAAUAGCCACCGUCGCCGAGAAGACGACAAGGAUCGCCGCCAAUCUUCGGAUCAUCACAAGGAACGUCGCCGUUCACCAGCAACACGCCAAAGGGCGACAGAUCACAAGGAAUCGAGGAGAAGUGAGGGAACAUCUACUCGUGUAGAAUCAGCAGCAUCAGCAGCAGGUACAGAAAUACAGAGAAUACCAUCGCUUCUUACGAUGCGGAUAGCAGCCCCUCCUGGGAUUAAGAAAUUGGAAACUUUAUAUCAUAGUGGUAGUGGUGGUUCUUCUUCUUCUUCAUCUCAUUCAUCUGAGAUGAUCAUCGUCGGUGAGACGUUUUCUAACAGAUGGUGUCAGUGCUCUUGUGCGCAUCAUUUGCCUACGACGUCGUCGGCAGCCGCAGCCGCCGGAUCCUUAGAUGCGUCCCCUGCUUCCUCUUCCUCAUCGUCGUCGAAUUCAGAUGCAUCUGUCUCGAGAAUUCCGUCCCUGAUGUCAUUGCGGACCCCGUUUAAUAACAGCUGCCUCUUUUUAGCGCCCCCACCACCACCAUCAUCAUCAUCAUCAUCGAAACGGAGUCAUGAAGCAGCUGCACGAAUCCGAGCACCAUCACCACCACGUCGUUCGUUUGGAGAUCGAGGAAAUCGGAGUGAUGAGCAUCAUGGAGGAAGUCGUCACAUGGAUGUUGGACCACAACGUCGUCGACUACAGGAUCAUCGAGUCAGGGAUGAUGGAAGAAGAGUUAGCAGUUUUGAGGAUAGGAAGAGACCUGAAAGAGGAUUUCAAGAUUCUGGACGAGUGAGUUUAUCUUUGAAACAUCUAUAA